GGGGCGCCCGGCCCCGGCCCCGGCCCCGGGCAGCGGCGCGCGCAGCGAGGACAUGGGGCUCCGGAGCAGUCGCCGCCGCCGCCGCCGCCGGAGGACGCGGCCCUGAGAGGCCGCCGGGCCCCGGCUUGGCGCCCCGGGCGGGCCGAGUUGCCGCCCGCUGUGCUAUGAGCAGUCAGAGUGCCGUCUCCACAAGAGUUUACAAAUGAAAAUGGAGGAAAUGUCUUUGUCUGGCCUGGAUAACAACAAACUAGAGGCCAUUGCUCAGGAGAUUUAUGCAGACCUGGUCGAAGAUUCGUGUUUGGGGUUCUGCUUCGAGGUGCACCGGGCCGUCAAGUGUGGCUACUUUUUCCUGGACGACACAGACCCAGACAGCAUGAAGGAUUUUGAGAUCGUGGACCAGCCCGGGUUGGACAUCUUUGGACAGGUUUUCAACCAGUGGAAGAGCAAGGAGUGCGUCUGCCCCAACUGCAGCCGUAGCAUUGCCGCGUCCCGCUUCGCACCACACCUGGAGAAGUGCCUGGGCAUGGGGCGCAACAGCAGCCGCAUUGCCAACCGCCGGAUCGCCAACAGCAACAACAUGAAUAAGUCGGAGAGCGACCAGGAGGACAACGACGACAUCAAUGACAAUGACUGGUCCUACGGCUCGGAGAAGAAAGCUAAGAAGAGGAAAUCAGACAAGCUAUGGUAUCUCCCAUUCCAGAACCCCAAUUCCCCACGAAGAUCCAAGUCUUUAAAACACAAAAAUGGGUUCUCUGUCUGUUCCUCUGCAUCAAACACCCUUCCCCUUCUUUUUUCUUCUUCAGGGGAGCUUAGCAAUUCGGAUCCUUUCAAGUACAGCAACUCCACCGGGAUCAGUUACGAGACACUGGGGCCGGAGGAGCUGCGGAGCCUUCUCACCACACAAUGUGGCGUGAUUUCAGAACACACCAAGAAGAUGUGCACGAGGUCCCUGCGCUGUCCCCAGCACACAGACGAGCAGAGGCGGACUGUGCGGAUUUACUUUCUCGGGCCCUCGGCUGUCCUCCCAGAGGUGGACAGUGCGCUGGACACCGACAGCUUCGACAUGGCCGACAGUCAGGCCCUGCUCAGCCGGCUGCAGUGGGAUGGCUCCUCCGACCUCUCACCCUCAGACUCAGGCUCUUCCAAGACCAGUGAUAACCAGGGCUGGGGCCUAGGCAGCAGCAGCUCCGAGUCCCGGAAAGCCAAGAAGAAGAAGCCACACCUGGGGCUGGCAGGGGCCACAUCCAGCCUUGCCACCGGCAAGAAGAAGAGGCCCAAGCCACCAGCGCCUCCGACACCCAGCAUCUACGAUGACAUCAACUGACAGCGCAGGGGCCACCUUUGGCUGAGUAGAGCCUGCCUGAAUCCACUGGCCGCAGGGCUGGGCACACAGACGCUGCUAGGGCUCAGGCAUGCAAGCCUGGGACAGGUGGGUGGGGCCAUGUGUGCGCCCCUGGGGGGCACUGGGUCCUCUGUGGUGGCACGGCCUCAGCGUGCAGGCCUCAGACCUGGACAUGUUCACUUUGCCUGGACACAGUUCAGUGGGAGGCAGUUUUCCUAUUUAUUCUGUGAGUUACUGGAUGUCCAGCUGGGCCUGGGGCCUGGCCUGGCACUGCCCCGCACACUGCCCGCCCUGUGCAGGAACUGGACUUCACCCCGGCAGGCCCCAGGCAUUGUAAAGGGGUCUGAGCUGCCCAAGGGCCGCAGGUAGCAAGCCCAUGAUUCCCGGUGAUGCCCAGCCAGUGGGUACCAGUGGGCUGGCUGCUAGGUGGCACCCAGGACUGCACCACCUCCAGUGCCCCAGGCACCCCUCCAUCCCCAUGGUUUCUGGGCAGGCGGAGCUGUCCUCAUCUUGGGUGCCAGGAAAGGGCCACAGCCUCGAAGCUUCAAGGAGCAGAAAGGGGAGGGUGGGGCUGGCCAAAACUCCACUCCACCACCCUCCCUCCCCGGAGGGUGGGCAGACCAGGUCCUGGGCAGCAGGAGGGGCCCACGGUGAGGGAACGGUGCUGCUUUAUUUGAAAUGUUUUCUUACCUCAUUCCCUGUCCCAGGAAGGGGCGCAGCCUCGCUCUCCUGGGGUGGCCGUGUUCCCACGCGUGCCCUGCCCCUGUCCUGGGGCAGCCCCGCCCCAAGUGCUGCUUGCCACCUUCCCCUUCACCAGCCUCAUCCUGCUCUGUUCCCACCUCCAGGCUGCCCUGUUCCCUCCUGCGCCGCUUUUAAGUUAUUUAUUCUGUACUUGUGGUUUGGGGCUCCAAGGAAAGUCCUUCCCUUGUGCCUCUCCCCAUGCUAGGAGUAGGUGGGAAGAAGGUGGCUCUGUGCUCUGGACCUCAGCGGAGGGGAAGGGUGAUGUCAGCCCUGUGGGAUGGCGUGCCAGCAUGUCACCAGCCUGGUCUACAUCCAGGGAGAUGUACAGCCCGCAUGGGCCCCGCAUACCGGGCCAGGGGACACCUGUACCCAGCACUUGCUGAUGUGUCCCACGUUUGAGUAGCCAGUACCCAGGACUUUGUGGACUGAUUUGGGUUAGGGACCCUAGAGGGUUGCGGGAACAACAGAACAGGGCUGCAGGACCCUGUCUGGAACCCCAGUGUCCUCCUGGGGUGCUUCUGAUUGUGGCAGAUGCCUGGUUGCAAGUUGGUUUUUAACCCAAGCAUUGUGAUUAUUUUUUAAAAAGCCAAACCCGUUUUGGCAGGAGUUAGAAUAAACCCUGGGCACCUCUCUUCUUUCCCUCACGGCUUCCUCCCUCCAAAGCUGCCCAGUUGGGAGUGGGCUGGAGAUGAGGGGUAGAAGGCCACUGCUCCCGCCUGAUGCCCCCAGCCUCCCUCAGGAAGGUGGUGGGGGCAGUGCGAGAAUGGAUCCUUGCCAGCUGGCUCUGAGCCUAUGUGGGUGGGUGGGAGGUGGGAGCAGACCCCUGCCUCUGCUCAGAGGACCCUCAGCAGGCUGGGCCCUGGCCCCCUGCCUGGCCAGGGCACUUGCCCCAUGUUCUGCCCUGUGUCUGAGUGUGGGGUGUGUGUUAGUCUCAUGGCUGGUGGCUUUCCUUUCAUGCAUUGCACCCCCCCCCUGCAUGCCCAGGGCCACCCGCCUGGCAUCACCGCAUGCUGGGGUUAUUAGGGGAGGGGGGCUCACACUGUCCUGUGGUCUUGAGAUUUUUAUUUUUGCAUAUAUAAUCCAUCCUGUACAGGUAGCUAACUUUGUAAACGCUGUGUACCCUCUGCCCAUGGCUGCUGGUGUAAAUAAACUGCAUCUCCCGUUGGUA
Cavia porcellus (domestic guinea pig) is the source of this 3251-nucleotide messenger RNA. It is a transcript of the gene Atxn7l3, whose product is annotated as ataxin 7 like 3. Bases 203 to 1324 code for a protein of 373 amino acids. Gene Ontology annotation, biological process: regulation of transcription by RNA polymerase II; positive regulation of DNA-templated transcription. Gene Ontology annotation, cellular component: SAGA complex; DUBm complex. Gene Ontology annotation, molecular function: transcription coactivator activity. NCBI's taxonomy places the organism in Eukaryota, Metazoa, Chordata, Mammalia, Rodentia, Caviidae. The record is from RefSeq and is a predicted model, not a curated record. The transcript has 13 exons.